This is a messenger RNA of Pungitius pungitius (ninespine stickleback), 1450 nucleotides long. Its product is annotated as proteasome subunit beta type-6-B like protein-like. Bases 63 to 716 code for a protein of 217 amino acids. Lineage: Eukaryota; Metazoa; Chordata; Actinopteri; Perciformes; Gasterosteidae. The transcript has 6 exons. Gene Ontology annotation, molecular function: threonine-type endopeptidase activity. The record is from RefSeq and is a predicted model, not a curated record. Gene Ontology annotation, cellular component: proteasome core complex.
AUGCGCCUGAGGUCGCUGUUUGGAGCGUCGCCUCCUUCUUCUCUUUCGCUUUUGCUGUGAAAAUGGAGAAACGCAGCGUGGACUCACGGGUCAAAGGAGUCAGCACAGGGACCACCAUCCUGGCUGCCACGUUUGAUGGAGGGGUUGUGAUUGGUUCAGAUUCCAGGGCUUCCAUUGGAGGGGAUGACGUGUCAUCUAAGACCAUCAACAAGGUGGUCCAGGUUCAUGACCAGAUCUUCUGCUGCAUGGCCGGCUCGCUAGCAGAUGCUCAGGCCGUCACCAAGGCUGCAAAGUUCCACCUGUCACUCCAUAGUGUGCAGAUGGAGAGCCCUCCACUGGUGAUAGCAGCAGCAUCGGUGCUGCAGGAACUGUGCUACAACAACAAAGAGGAGCUGCAGGCGGGCUUUAUCACAGCAGGCUGGGACAGGAAGAAGGGACCUCAGGUGUACGUGGUGUCUCUUGGUGGGAUGUUGAUCGGUCAGCCGGUGACCAUCGGAGGCUCAGGCAGCACCUACAUCUACGGCUACGUCGACGCCAAAUACAAAGCCCACAUGGGCAGAGAGGAAUGCCUGCAGUUUGCCACUAAUGCUUUAGCUCUUGCUAUGGGCAGAGACAACGUCAGCGGAGGCGUGGCUCACCUUGUGGUCAUCACGGAAACUGGGGUGGAGCACGUGGUUGUCCCCGGCAACCAGCUGCCCAAGUUUCACAACGAGUGACAGCAGGAAUUCUUCACUUUUGUUUUUUAGCUUCAUUUCAGUAACUGUUUGAAAUUCCUGAUCCACAAUCUCAUCAAUAAUGUCCUGUAUAGGACUGGAAUGUAACACAUUCUGCACACACACACACACACACACCUUCACAACAAGACCAUGAAAAUGAUUCCUGCUAAUUGCAAAUUAUAGAUAUGGCAACAGUGGUGAUAAGUUUCAUAGUUCUUACAAAGUCAAUAACCUUAAAAACGACUCCAUCUGCCUUCACAUUUAGUUUUUUUAUGUUUGGAAAUAUUUGAAAUAUUACUUUCCAUUUGUUGAGUGCAUUACAAUAUCUUGAUCAUUAUUAUGUGCCGUGUUCUCUGUUGUAGUUUCAUGUAUCAUUUUAAGGUCUUAGAAUGUACUCUGAUGCAUAGCGUAUGUCUUCACUGUUUCAUGGCUGUGGAUUCACUUUGGUCCACACAAUCUAACAGUGAGGACGUCACACAGUCUGAAACACACUUAAAGACGAGGUCGUCACUCAAAGGUGUCACAGGGCAGGAGGGCCCAGAAUGAACAAGACACUGUCAAGACCACGUAGGCAGGAAGGAGGACCCAAACGCAGAGUUCUGCACAGAGAAAUACUUUAAUAAAUUCAAAUCCAAACGCAGACAGGGACCAGGAACUUAGAGACAUAGGGACACUAUUCAGGGACAACAAAAUAAAACAGGAAACAAACCCAAACCGUGACAGACACAGUCCAA